GUGCGCGCGGCAUGCAUCAGCUCGGGCUUCUUUUACGUUUCCAACCAUGGGGUCGCCGAGUCCCUGGUGUACGACACCUUCCAGCAGCAGCGGGCGCUGUUCGCGUUGCCUCUGGAGUCCAAAAUGGCGUUACUGCAAAAUGAAAACAACCGGGGUUACACGCCGUUCAGGGAGGAGACACUGGAUCCCGCACACCAGAAACAUGGCGAUACGAAGGAGGGCUUUUAUUUCGGCCGUGAGAUUCCUGAGGAUAGCGAGGAGGUGUCGAAACCCCUGCAUGGACCCAACCAGUGGCCGGACCCGCAACUGCUGCCGAGGUAUCGGGAGGUGACCUGGCAGUAUUACGAAGCCCUUUACGGUCUCGGCAUGCGCCUGCUACGCUUGGUGGCUCUGUCUCUGGAUCUGCCCCCGGACUACUUCGCGGCGGCGUUCGACCGGCCCAUGGUGGCUCUGAGGCCGCUGCACUACUCGGGGGAGCGGUCUGACCCGGGGGCGGGGGUGUUUGGGGCGGGCGCCCAUUCGGAUUACGGCAUGCUCACCAUCCUUGCCACGGAUGACGUCCCCGGGUUGCAGGUGGGCGGGGCGGGGGGGAGAGGGAGAGCUGGGGGAAACCGGCGGUGGUGGGAUGUGGAGCCGAUCCCAGGUACCUUUAUCAUCAAUUUGGGGGACAUGCUCGAGAGAUGGACAAACGGCCGCUACCGGUCCACUCUCCACCGGGUGAUCAACACCACGGGGCGGGAGCGCUACUCCAUCGCCUUCUUCUUCGAACCCAACUUCGACGCCCAGGUUGUGGCACUGCCCUGCUGUUGCGGCCCCGAUAACCCGCCGCGGUACCCGCCCACCACGGCUGGACAGCACCUACUGGACAAGUAUGCUGCCACACACGCUGGCUACCAUGGCCCGGGGCAGAAGCAGCAGACGCAGGAGAAACAGGCUUAG
Molecule: messenger RNA, 939 nt
Organism: Volvox carteri f. nagariensis
Lineage: Eukaryota; Viridiplantae; Chlorophyta; Chlorophyceae; Chlamydomonadales; Volvocaceae
Exons: 10
Molecular function (GO): dioxygenase activity
Source: RefSeq, a predicted model, not a curated record